GAAUUUUUAAUAUGACAACACCACUAACCUCACUUUUUUAAAUCUAUUUAAUGGCGGAUGCGCUUGCGUGAUGCCGGUUUCGUGUUAUUAUUGCAUAUAGUUUGGCGUCUUUUCCUGGUGGAUUUGUGAUAUCAUUGAUUUUACCUGUUAAUUCACAUUUGCUGGAUCGUCAAUAUGGUAGCCCAGAAGAAAGGCCGCGGCGCUAAAAACCAGGCAGCGAAGGCAAAGGCCGCCGCCCAAGCCGCCGAGGAGCAGGCGCCUGAGAUGGAGACUUCCGAGCCCGUCGAGGCCGAAGACAACAACGGAGACGCCGAGCAGGCUGAACAGGGCGACGACUCCACUGUGGGAGACGCCGGCGCCGCGGAGGGCGGCGACGCCGACCAGAGCCACGACAACGCCGAGGGCGAUGCCGCCGGAGAUGAUAAGAAAGAGGACAAAGUGGAGUCUGGUAAAAUACUCGUUGAGAACCUCCCGUCGACCUACCUGUUCGAUUACCAGGAGAAACUCAAGGAGUUGUUCUCAAAACACGGAGAAGUUACCAAUGUCAAACGUGGUCCAAUCAUUGUAACUGAACUGACCACAACUCCGACAUUAUCGGCAAUAGUCGAAUUCAAAAACAAAGAGUCUCUGGAAAAGGCGUUGUCCGAGGAGGGCACGGUGCUAGACGGCAGCAGCAUCUCAGUGUCGGUGGAGUCCCGCGCGGAGACCGCGGUGCUGGUCGGCGUGCCCUAUGAAGCCAGCACGGAGUACGUGAAGCUCCUGUUCUCCCAGUGCGGCGAGGUCGCGCAUAUACACGAGUUCAGCAAGACUAAGUACAAAAUAUUGAGAGUAACAUUCCAAGACAAGGACUGCGUGGACAAGGCCCUGAAGCUGGACCGCGAGCUGCGCAUCAACGGCUUCCUCGUCACCGUCUCCAAGUACCGCGACGAAGACGAACAGAAGGCGCAUAACGCCGCCAAUGUCAACAAGAAUAAGCGGCAGCACCCGAACCAGCAACAGAACCGCAACAACGCUAACGCGAACACGAACGCGAGCCCCAACGCCAACCGCUCCAACAACUUCCGCGCGCGGGGCGGCGCUUUCAACGCCAGGGGCAACUUCAGAGGAGCUCGCGGUCGCGGCGGGUUCGGCGGUCGCGGCGGCGCAUUCCCGCGCGGCGGCUUCGCCCCAGUCAACACGUACAUGCCGCCACAGGGCUUCAUGGGCCGUCCGAACUACCUGUAGAAACAUUACACCAGUUAAGUCCAGCAGGGUGGGUUCAUGAACGACGGUCAGCGACCAAACAAGCGGCUCCGGCAAAUGUAACCAUAUUCCUUAAGACAUAAGAUCCAGUGUCGUGCGUCGUCCUCCUAUGUUCGUGUGUGUGAGUGUGAACAGCGCCCUAUCAGAGACUUCUACAGUGACAUGAUUUGCAGUAUCAAUAAUAAAGAAAUAAAUCUAGCUAAUUGUAUUUACUAAGUACAUGGAAUAAAAUAAUUGUAAGCUAAUGUCUUUUUGACAGGUAAUAAAUGUAAUUACUAACAUUUA
Molecule: messenger RNA, 1527 nt
Organism: Helicoverpa armigera (cotton bollworm)
Lineage: Eukaryota; Metazoa; Arthropoda; Insecta; Lepidoptera; Noctuidae
Product: heterogeneous nuclear ribonucleoprotein A1-like 3
Exons: 9
Coding region: 175-1224 (349 amino acids)
Biological process (GO): regulation of gene expression
Cellular component (GO): nucleoplasm; chromatin
Molecular function (GO): RNA binding
Source: RefSeq, a predicted model, not a curated record